AUGGACACCGAGCCGCCGACAGAAGAGUCCGAGAUCAAGGAAAUUGCCGAAACAGCAAUCAUAGCUAAAGACCCACCUAAAGAUGAAGAAACCUCAUCCGAGAUGAGUAUCGAUAAAGAGGGAGAGUCUUCAGAAGAAAACAAAUCAACAGGAGGAGAAUCAACAGCCAAAAAGAUAAUUGGCAUCCUAUGGUAUAUUGUUGGAAAGCUGAAGCUAAAGCAAAUUUUUCAGCCUCCCAUUAUUGCCUCAGCUUUGGCUAUCAUCAUUGGCACUAUACCAUUUUUGAAGAACUUCAUCUUGACUGAUGAUGCCCCGCUAUUCUUCUUCACUGACAGCUGCCUUAUUCUUGGGGAAGCGAUGAUCCCAUGUAUUUUGCUUGCUCUGGGUGGAAAUCUUGUGGAUGGCUCUGGCCCAGGCAGCAAAAGACUUGGUUUACGAACAACUGCUAUCAUAUUUGGAAGAUUGGUUUUGGUUCCUCCUACAGGACUUGGAAUAAUCACCAUUGCUGACAAGCUUGGACUUUUUCCCAGGGGCGACAAAAUGUUCAAAUUUGUCCUGCUGCUGCAGCACACUAUGCCAGAAAGAUAUGUACAACAUCUUUGUCAUCAUCAUCUUUAUGCCAUUUAUUCUGGGGAAAUGACUUAA
This is a messenger RNA of Zingiber officinale, 645 nucleotides long. RefSeq names its product protein PIN-LIKES 6-like. Gene Ontology annotation, cellular component: membrane. The transcript is spliced from 5 exons. Bases 1 to 645 code for a protein of 214 amino acids. Lineage: Eukaryota; Viridiplantae; Streptophyta; Magnoliopsida; Zingiberales; Zingiberaceae. Gene Ontology annotation, biological process: endoplasmic reticulum to cytosol auxin transport. The record is from RefSeq and is a predicted model, not a curated record.